AUGGCAGCAGCUCCUUCCCGUGCGCUCCUGAUCUCAGCCAACGUGGGCACCCUCUUCGAGGAGUAUCAGGCACUGGCUGAGACAUGGCUCUCCGCCAUCGCAAAGGUGAGCCAAAAACGAUCCAAUCUCGCCCAUACGCCCGAUCCCAACGCUCAUAUGCGUCCCUUUGGUGCAUGCCAGGCCAUUGAGGCAGCCAAUCCAGGUUUUGUGGCCCUCCAUAUGCAGGAGCUGGGUGGGAAAGCAUACCAAGAUGGAAUUGCCAACGUUGAUAACUUUGCCCAGGUCUUGCUCGAACACUUGCCGCCGGGCAUGUUUGACCGAAGCCUUGCCAUUCUGGACGAUAGCGGCCAGUCUCCCUCCUUCACGCCAUGGACACGAAAGGGCUUUUCCAUCACGCGCUGGCGCUUGAAUGAGCAACCCACGGCCUUCAUCAACAGCCACCUUUUUCAUGAUGCAAGCAAUAUGACAGCCCUCAAGACUUCGCCGUCGCAGUAUGCUUUGUGUCGUCAGCAGGCGCUGCAAUACACCGUCGAUGCGAUCACACAACCAGAUGAAGACACCUUCCUGUUUGGUGAUCUUAAUUUUCGACUUGCCCUCAAGGACGCCCUGCCGGUCUUGGCACAACGGUUGAAGUGCGUCGAGAAGAAGGUGGAUGUCGCUGACGGUGGCGAGAAAUCAGUCGUGCUGCGCGAUGCCAAUGGCGACGAUUGCCUCUGUGUGACUGCCAAGUCCUUCCUUCUCAAAGACAAAGAGCGCAUUUUUUAUGAAGAGAGAGGCGAGUCCAUGCGCCCAUUUGAUGUUGAGGGCACCAUGCUGCCCUCGGGCUACACAGAAUGCCCCAUCACAUUCCCUCCAACCUACCCAUACCAAGAGGACUUGGCCCGACCCUGUGAGUUCCUGGAGAAGCGCUGUCCCGCUUGGUGUGAUCGAAUCAUCAUGUCCAGUGAAGCAGAGACCCGGGCCAUUUCGGCCUCCUAUGGCGUAAUAGGCCUGGAUGUAUGCAUGGGGGAUCACAAGCCCGUUAUGCUUACCAUUCAGCUAUAAAGCAGGACCCUCAAGUCUGAUUUCAAUUACCUUUCGAGUCUAUCCAACGGCCGUCAACGCGUCUGUGAUUGGUUUGAGCGGCGUCAUUUCAGUUUCCAUGCUGCUGUAAGCAGUCUUUGCUAUGAUCAAGUCGUGCUCAGAACUAGAAAGCUUGGCGACUAGAGCCAUGCAUGUUGUUUCCAAAGUGAGCUCAAACUUGGGCCAUGAGUCGGCCCGCCAGUGGCCCAGAAUUGAAAACAAUGUC
Monosiga brevicollis MX1 is the source of this 1288-nucleotide messenger RNA. RefSeq lists its product as uncharacterized. Gene Ontology annotation, molecular function: inositol-polyphosphate 5-phosphatase activity. The record is from RefSeq and is a predicted model, not a curated record. The coding region runs from base 1 to 1044 and encodes 347 amino acids. Gene Ontology annotation, biological process: phosphatidylinositol dephosphorylation. Lineage: Eukaryota; Choanoflagellata; Craspedida; Salpingoecidae. The transcript has 4 exons.